UUCCUGAGCCCCCUCUGCCUCCUCCCCUGACACUGUCAUAUCCAGACGCCAGAAAUCCCCUCUCACUCCAUCCAGAAGAGAGACCCCCACGCACGCCGGAGACCCAAUUUCCCAGGAGAACCAGGUCUGUCUAUAUCAUCACCAUGAAGGCCGCCACUAGGAUAUGGGGGCUCGUUUCUGCGCUGCUGGUUCUGGCCGCAGAGGGUGCGGUCCAUGUGGAUGGACUCUCGGAGAUACAGAACAAGGCGGUCAGGCUGGUAAUGGAAGAUUUCCACACCAAGGACCACCUGAAGAAUGGAUUCAAGUUCUCCUCUCUAGUGAGAAAAGAAGAAACUGAGUAUGCUGCCGGUAUAUUUGUGAACGUGGAGUUUACAGUGAAACAGACGACCUGCCCGAAGCAUCACUGGAUGAAGUCUGAUUGCGAGUACAAUCAGAAAGGGUACGUGUUCAACUGCUUUGCCUGUUUCAAGUUUGAGUAUGAGACUCACAAGGUUCUGUCUCAGGUCAUUGACUGCGUCCGGCCACGCUUCGUGCAGGGCCGGGGGAAUCAGAGGAACAAGACCUGUACAGAAGUAGCCAUGAAGACUGCCGGGACGAGGAUAGUUGGAUCCUACAGUUUCGUGAAGACCGAGUAGAAGUUUUUGGGACAAAAAAAAGGAUGCCGGAGUAGAAGACCCUCCUAGUGAAUGGGACCGACAUCCGUAUCUGAAGGAAGAUUGUACCCUCCGUCCGCCAGUUACCGUUACGCCACAUUGUAUAUACUGUUAUAUGAGAAUUAUUAUUCGUCACAGGCUGAGCUAUAGAGAACACUGUACACAGCGGCUGCCGCUCACGUAAUAAGGAUGACGGAGACCCUCUGCCCCUGACCCUCUGAUAUAUCUCUCGGGUGUUGCAGUUACGCAGCUGAUUUCUCCAAGAGCUGAUAAUGGUGCACUCACCUGUAAUCAGUGUACACUGGAUGUAAUAAAGUCACAUGUACAUGGAA
Pseudophryne corroboree (corroboree frog) is the source of this 985-nucleotide messenger RNA. RefSeq names its product retinoic acid receptor responder 2 (gene RARRES2). The transcript has 6 exons. Gene Ontology annotation, molecular function: signaling receptor binding. The record is from RefSeq and is a predicted model, not a curated record. The coding region runs from base 144 to 635 and encodes 163 amino acids. Gene Ontology annotation, cellular component: extracellular matrix. Gene Ontology annotation, biological process: regulation of lipid catabolic process; positive regulation of chemotaxis; innate immune response. Lineage: Eukaryota; Metazoa; Chordata; Amphibia; Anura; Myobatrachidae.